CAAACGUGGCUGGCACAUUCCAAAACACUCUUUUUCAGCACCGAAUCGCAAGCAUGUUCCGUGUUUGUGAGUGCAACUAAGCGAAAUAAAUUCAAAUAACUCGCAAAGUUUGAGUUUAUUAUUUCCGAAAGUGUGCUGAAACCGAAGAAGAAAAUUAGAUUCUAACAUCCGUUCCGGAAACACAGACCGUUCAAAAUGGUCAAGCGAAAUCACAAGUACCAAUCCGGCGAGGGUGCCCAAUAUAUGACCCGAAAGGCCGCGAUGCGCAAGCUGCAGCUCUCGAUGCAGGAUUUCCGCCGGCUGUGCAUUCUGAAGGGAAUUUACCCACGGGAACCGAAGCACCGAGUUAUUGCCCAGCGUGGAAGCACGGACAUCAAGAUUCUGUACCACCGGAAGGACAUUACGUUCCUGCUGCACGAACCCAUUGUGUGGACAUUGCGAGAUCGGAAGAUUUUCAACAGACGCAUCGCCCAUGCUCGUGCAAAGGGAAACAAUUUGCUGAAGAACGUUCGGAUGGCAAACUAUCCGGAGAUUAAGCUGGAUCACAUUAUUAAGGAACGGUUUCCGACGUUUAUCGAUGCGAUUAAGGAACUGGACGAUUGCAUGACUCUGCUGUUCCUGUUCAGUACGUUUCCGGCCAUGAAGGUUGUCACGAGAGAAAUCACCAGUCUGGCCAGAAGGCUGACGAUUGAAUUUAUGCAUUACGUGAUUGCGUCCAAGGCCCUGAGGAAAGUUUUCGUUUCGAUCAAGGGAUACUACUUCCAGGCGGAAAUCAAGGGGGAAUUGGUGACCUGGAUCGUUCCGCAUUACUAUCCGUUCCAGCCGCAGAGGAAGGAAUAUGUCGAUUUCAAGAUCAUGAAAUCAUUUGCUGACUUCUUUACAGUGAUGGCCGGCUUUGUGAACUAUCGCCUCUACAAUUCGAUCAAUAUGGUCUAUCCGCCCCAGUUCACCGUAUCCAUCGAUUCCGAGGAAAGUAGAAACAAUGAGGAAACUUUCGUUUCUGAGCGUAUUGCUGCGCUGAACAUGGAUUUGUUGAGAUCCGAUCGCCAAGGAACUGAGGAAGAAGAUGAAGAAAUUGACUUGAAGCUGCUUGAUAACGAUAAAGACUCGGAACAGGUUCGCAAAAUGCACGAAGAAGCACUGAGUUUGAGCAAAUUGAAGAAUCUGUUCAAAGGCUUGAAGUUCUUCAUCAAUCGCGAAGUGCCAAGAGAACCAUUGGUGUUCAUCAUUCGCUGCUUCGGAGGUAAAGUGUCCUGGGACAAACAUCUUUUUGUCGGAUCCACUUUUGACGAGACAGAUGAAUCCAUCACCCAUCAGAUUGUGGAUCGGCCAAGUUUGACCAAACAGUACAUUUCCCGGGAUUACGUUCAGCCUCAGUGGAUCUUCGACAGCGUAAACCAGAGAAAACUCCUCCCCACAAACAAAUACUUCAUCGGUGCCGUUCUGCCUCCUCAUCUGUCGCCGUUCAAUCGAGAUGACGCCAUUUACGUUCCUCCAGAAGAAGCGGCCAUGCAGGCCGGCGAUGAAUUUGAGAAGCAGGAACGCGCCGAAGGCAUUUCCGACGAUGAAGACGAAGACUUCGGAAUGGAAGAAGCUCGCAAGCAGGUUCAACUGGACUACGCUUUGGUCAAAGCAUUCAGAGAGGAGAAGGCCGAAGCUUUGAACAGCGGUGAAGCGAAGAAGGAACAAGCAGAGGAAGACAACGAAGACGACGACCAAGAACCGGACCAGGAAGAGACCAAGAAGCAACGGUCGGAGAAGAAGCAGAAGAUGGCCGUGGUCAGUGGUCGGGUGUUCAAGGAGAACCCCAAGGAGCAGAAGCAACUAACUAAGCAGGAGGAAGCCCUGCGAGCGAAAAUGGUGAAAUCCAGACACAAGAAGCUGUACCGAAACCUGCUGGACAAACAGAAGAAGGCCACCAAGGAAGCGAAUUUGCUGCGCGAGAAGCGGCAACAGAUCGACAAGCAAAAGCGGAAGGAGCAGACGCAGAAGAGGAAGGCACAGAGGAAGGAGAUUCUAGCUUAGGCGGUCGAUUGAUGGUGUUUAAAAAGUGUUUGUUAGCGAGUAAGGUAAGAUUCGGAUUAUUCAGUUUCUGUGAAUAAAAUAAUUAUAACAUUAAAAAAUU
This is a messenger RNA of Aedes aegypti (yellow fever mosquito), 2125 nucleotides long. RefSeq names its product pescadillo homolog. The transcript is spliced from 2 exons. Bases 196 to 2025 code for a protein of 609 amino acids. Gene Ontology annotation, biological process: ribosome biogenesis; maturation of LSU-rRNA from tricistronic rRNA transcript (SSU-rRNA, 5.8S rRNA, LSU-rRNA). Gene Ontology annotation, cellular component: nucleolus; PeBoW complex. The record is from RefSeq and is a predicted model, not a curated record. Gene Ontology annotation, molecular function: RNA binding. NCBI's taxonomy places the organism in Eukaryota, Metazoa, Arthropoda, Insecta, Diptera, Culicidae.